AUGAACAGAGAGAACCGCACAGUGGUGAAUGAAUUUGUUUUCCAGAGCUUUUCCAGCUUUCAUGAACACAAGCUGACUCUAUUUGUAGUAUUUCUUACCUUGAACCUUUUAACCCUGGCUGGCAAUGUUAUCAUUGUGACAAUUAUCAGUAUUGAUCAUCAUGUUCACACCCCCAUGUACUUCUUUCUUCGUAUGCUUUCAACUUCAGAAACUAUGUACACACUGGACAUUGUACCACAGAUGCUCUCCAGCCUCAUAGGAGAAAGCCAACCCAUCUCCCUGGCUGGCUGUGCCACCCAGAUGUUUGUAUAUCUCACUUUGGCCAUCAACAACUGCUUUCUACUCACAGCAAUGGGGUAUGAGCACUAUGUGGCCAUCUGCAAACCCUUAAGGUACAUGGUCAUCAUGAACAAGAAGGUAUGUGCCCAACUGGUAUGGGGGUCCUGCAGCAUUGGGCUUCUUGUGGCCAUAAUUCAGAUUUCCUCUGUGUUCAUACUGCCCUUUUGUGGUAGAGAGGUGGCCCAUUAUUUCUGUGACACCUGCCCAGUUAUGAAACUCUCCUUUGCUGACACAAAUCUACAUAAUUAACAUAAUUAUAAACAUGACAUAAUUAAUUUUAUCAUCAGCUCAGUUGUUAUUGUGGUGCCCAUGGGUUUGGUCUUCGUCUCCUAUAUUCUCAUCAUCUCUACCAUCCUCAAGAUUGCCUCAACUGAGGGCAGAAAGAAGGCUUUUGCAACUUGUGCUUCUCACCUCACUGUGGUCAUUGUACACUAUGGCUGUGCCUCCACUGCCUACUUCAAGCCCAAGUUAGAGAACACCAGAGAUCAGAAUUAGCUGAUCUCAGUGACCUACACCAUUUUCACUCCUCUCCUUAAUCCUGUGGUUUACACUCUCAGAAACAAGGAAGUGAAGGAUGCCCUUCACUGUGCUAUUGGCAAAAAAAAACCUUUGCCUAGGUAUAUAGUCUAUUAG
This is a messenger RNA of Pteronotus mesoamericanus, 972 nucleotides long. RefSeq names its product olfactory receptor 10J1-like. The record is from RefSeq and is a predicted model, not a curated record. Gene Ontology annotation, biological process: G protein-coupled receptor signaling pathway; detection of chemical stimulus involved in sensory perception of smell. The transcript has a single exon. Gene Ontology annotation, molecular function: olfactory receptor activity; G protein-coupled receptor activity. Gene Ontology annotation, cellular component: plasma membrane. NCBI's taxonomy places the organism in Eukaryota, Metazoa, Chordata, Mammalia, Chiroptera, Mormoopidae.